Molecule: messenger RNA, 2326 nt
Organism: Myiozetetes cayanensis
Lineage: Eukaryota; Metazoa; Chordata; Aves; Passeriformes; Tyrannidae
Gene: CUNH3orf52
Product: chromosome unknown C3orf52 homolog
Exons: 6
Coding region: 321-1013 (230 amino acids)
Source: RefSeq, a predicted model, not a curated record
UUGCUUUCAAAACCGCCUCAGCGAACGAUAACGUUGCUGAAGCUUUAGUCACUUGCUUGUCAAGGGCUGGUACAGGAAGGUUGGCAAACUGGAAAACCUAGUAUUGCACAGGAGAGCACUGUAGUUCUCACGGCUGGGCAAAUUGAUACUUCCUCUGCCUCCUGUUUGCAGCUAGUGCAGCCACCUUUUUUUUGUUCUUCCAAGGAACUCCCCCUGUCUAUCAGUGUUUUGAGACCACUCCUGCGAAAACUAUCCCGACUCUCCCUGUUACUGUCUCCAGCCUCGGAUCAGAACUCUGACUGUCCUGAAACCAGAAGGAAAUGAGUUGCCUCUGUGCUCGCUUUAGAGACAGAGGUCCCCGCACAGAGACAGAAGAAAUGAAAAGGCAAAGCUCUGCUCAGCAGCAUGAGAUUAUUGAAUUACAAGAAGAUAAUGUGGAGGAAAGCGAGCCUGAUCACGACAAGCCUCUAAAUGCUCGAACGAGAAAGGAGAGAGACCACUGGAAGUCAUGCAGGAAAGUAGUUUUCUGGAAGUGUAAGCUGUGGAUGGUUAUAACUUCAAUAUUUCUAGUAAUCUUCUUCGUCAUUCUCAUCAGCCUAAUUCUUUAUUCUAAUGUUUACACAGAUGAGGAUGACUAUUGGGAUCCUGAUGCACUACUAAACAGUGGAAGUUUUCACAAUUUUUCGGGAACAUUGGAGUUAAUGUGUGGUCUCCCACACGUUUUCUCUGAGGACAUUACUAAGAGGCUAACAGAGGUCUACAGUUCAUCUCCAGCUUUAGGACGUUACUUUAGGUCAGCUCAAGUGAUUUCUUUCAGUAAUGAAAGCUCCAGUGUAAUUUAUCAGCUAGUGUUUUCUGUGCCACCAUCAACAGAAGGAUUUAUGGAAAACCUUAUGAACCCAGAUUUUAUAAGGAACAUUUUACGUCAGAAUAUUUACGAUGAAGACGAUACUUUUAAUCCUGGGACAUCUGAAUGUGACGGGUUAAAGCUUGACCGAACUUCUCUCACAUAGAAAUGAUGGAAAAGUUCCUCAUCUUCAUCACCACCUGGAAGAGAUGGGAUCUCCUAUCUAUUAGUAAUCCCAGGGCAGGGAGCUAUUCAUUAGGUAGAAACACUCCUAAAGUUGUUUUCCCGUAAAUGCUGCCUAUGGUGCAAUAUUGUAAAUGGAAUAUGUGACAUCUUUAUAAGUGUUGCACUCCUAUAACACCACUACCUCCUUCUUUAUUGUCCUGAUACCUCAACAAUCCAGUUUGCCCUGGUGGAAAUCACGUAUCUUCUCUGAUGCUCUGUUGACUUUGAAAGCUCUGCUUUGUCUUGCCUUAUGAUUAAAUCUGUCUUGCCUUAUGAUUAAAUCUGAAUGCUCUGUGCAAGCUUUAAAAGUGGUCUUGCACAUGGCUUUCUUUUUCUCUUGGUUUAUCUAAAAUUAUCUGCACAGCUUCACCCUUAAUGCUCACUUCCCCCCAUGUUGCUGCUUUUUCCCCUCCUAACUUCAUCAUAUGCCAUGUUUUCCCAUUGCUCUUUCCUUGUAAAACAGCCUGAAAACUUUUAUAUAUAUAUAUAUAUGUAUACACACACACAUAUAUAUAUACGUAUUCUUUAAUUACAUGUAAGACCUUUGCACUAGAUUCUCAAGGAAGCUUUAACUCUCCUUAUUCAUCCUAGAGUCUUCCUGGAUAAGGUGGUAUCUGCUCUAUUUUUCUCUUCUUCAAUGUGAAAUAGAAAAGAAGGAAGAAACAUCAUGAAGAAACAUGUCUUGUUCACUAACGCAUCUGAAUGUCACAGGAAUCUUUCAAGGGUAAAAUCAGCUGUGUGCUUUAAUAAUUAACUACUGCUACUAGUGAAUAGACAGAUAUUUGACCUGUGUUUGUAAAUCUGAAGACAAACUAGUCUACUCCGUUAGCUAUAGUCCCUGUCCCAGCAGUGGGGAUAAAAAUGAACAGAUGCAAGGCUUUUGCCUUAAUAAGGCAGCAAAUGGUUGUUCUUGUUGAUGAGAGAUCAGAUGAGACGGAUCAAUGCCAAGAGCAAGGUGCUGAAGCAGACCAUGCAGACCAGCGUGGCAGUGGAGUUAUAGACAGUAACUGGCAAUAACCUGAAAAUGAAGCAUUAACUUUAUGCAGAAUGGAAUGUAUUCACUACCAUGUUAGUGAAGUAUACCUUCUUGUCAUUUAUUUAUAGCCUGUAUAGUGUAUAGUGCUGUUGGAUAGACACAUUUAUUUUAAGAAAAAUUUUGUAUUUUAAGAAACACCUUAUGGUAAAUUGUGUUUUCUUUUCUAAUAUUACUAUUUUAUUUAAGGAGUACUCUGUCAAUGUUAUUGUGCAUUAAAU